AUGGAGUCGGAGGACUUCCAACCAUGGAGCAGCUCUGCUCGCUCAAGCUACUCUGAGCACCGCCACCCCGGCGACUACUACCUGCCUAACGGAGCCCUGUCGCCUGCAGCCCCGGCCGAAAGCCCAGAUGCUGGCGAGCCGGACGACUUCUACCGCCAGGGUCUCUACCUCCCCUCGACAACCUAUACUCGUCAACCAGAUAAUACCGUCGGCGACGGCGCCAUGGCGACGGUCAGCUCACGCCCGAAGCUGCCGCAUCGGGCCAGUGACGCAAAGUCACCUCCGCCCGCCAUGCACAACAACAACCCUCGCCAGAACAUGCGCUCCAUCUCUGGCCCGGCAUCCUCGCUGCCCGUCUCCAACGGGCUAGUAUCCACAAACUCAUCUCGUCCGCCCGUCAAAAACCUCGUGAAUAAAUUCAACACCGCACACCCGUCCGACCCCGUCACCGGCAAGCUGCGCAAGCCUGCAGCCGCCUCCCGAUCAGGAGCGAGACAUGCGAGCUCGCCCGUCAUUCCGAAAACCGACGAUCAUUCGCGAUCUCAACACGAUGGCCGAACAUACAAAGAUCCACGCAAGACAGGCAACGGCGCCAACGGUACGACGGGAUCGCGAAAUACCUCGAGGCGCGAAAAGACCUCGAUGAUACCAGAGCACGAUGUCCCCAAGGCAUCCCAGUCGGUGAGCAGUCUUCAUUCGGAUCACGGUGGCUCUCGUCGGCGACUGCUGUUUGGCGAGGUACCAAACGGCAACGGUCUAUAUGGGGCUGGGUUUGGAAUCGAGGCCACUGUGCACACCGAUGCUGGCAUGCAGAAACCCAUGUUUUUGCGCUCGCGAAGCCACACGGCUUCGGGAAGUGCGCCCCUCUAUGCCGAGCCAUUCAACGUCCGGACGGUGCCCGCGCGCCCUUCUUCUGCGCAAGGCCACAGCAGGUCGCGGAGCGACAUGACGGGCGGCCCUCUUUCGCCUCUGACGCGUGAUCUCAUGAACCGAAUUGACCCUUUCUAUGAGCAGAUUUCUUCCGUAACUGGUUCUAAUCGGUCACCCCAACAGUCGCGGAUUCCCCGGGCAGUCCCAAGAAGGCGUACAUCUGCGGCAUCCGACUACGCGCCAGCAUCGCGUUCGAGGGCGAGCUCAGCGAUGGGUGAUCGGAAAUUCCAGCCGACAUCUUCGGGUGCUGAACGAAGCGAAGGCAAGGAGAAUGCCUCUAGAUCUCGGCCCGCGACUCCUCCAGGACAACUUCCGGCAAGAAGCUACAUUGUCAGCCCUAAUAAACGCCAAGGCGAGAGUCCAAAAUUGCCAGUCCAAGUGAAGGUUCCCCCUCCGAUGACCUCACCAGUGCUUCGCAGCUCUCGCCCGCGUCAACCCGUUUCCGCCGCUUCCACUUCUACAACUAAAACAAAGCUCGACGAGCGCUUAGCGCAUGCGGCAGAAUCAGGCGGAUCAAUUGCGGAGCGAAUGUCGAGCAGAAGCGUUUCUUAUUCGUCACGGCCUAAGAAGGACCUGGGAUUCUCGCAAACAAGCAUUGCCGCAAGAAGAGCACAGAUUGAGAGGUCUCUCCGUGAUAAAGGAAUAAAACGCCCUAGUCAACGGAGUGUCUCUGGAUCAAGCGCAAUGGCGGAUUCUCGCAGUGUGAGCCCUUCCUCGGUUGUGCGCGAAAAGCAAUCGAGGCAGUUGCAGGAGUCCGCGCCAAUCAAAGAAGCUGUUAGACGUGCGCCCAGUCGCACUCAUUCGUCUCGCAGCCGCAAAUUGUCUUUGGAGGUGAAGGAUCUUCCUCGAGCUGACAACCGGACGCCGAUGACCGCGGGUACCGAUUUCGAAAUGGAUGAAUCUCCAAUCCUAGGUUCAAGCUCUCGGAACUACGAUAGCCAGGCGGACGCCUCGCCGAAGCAUGAAUCGUUCAGAGAUUCUAAGUUGGGCGAUAUUUCCACCCCUGAAGCCGGAACGUCGGGCCCGGUCGGCGAACGAAAUAAACAAACCCCCAACGACAAGAACAUUCUAGACUCGGUCAAGAAAUUGAGGGAGAGGGGGAGCUCCAAUGUUUCUCGGAGCGAGCUUGCAGAAUGUCUGGAGGGGUUGGACGAUCAAGGAUCGAUUCCCAUCAUGCUUCGGGGCACGCCCACUUUGGAACAAGCGCAACGGGAGUGGACCGCUCAAAACCAUAUACCUCAAGACCAGGGUGUGCGCUGGAGCGCCCAUUCUUUCGAAUCUUCCAGCCAAGGCAUCAAGUUCGUCGACGACGAAGAGCAUCAACGGCAAUUCGACCAUUACGAUCCCCACUCCGCUAUUGCACCAGAGGACGCUGUGGGCAUUGGCCAUCAGCACCGCGAUCCGCGCCUCGGCGAUUGGACACCGACAAUUUAUUUCACGCCGGCCGAUGCCCGCCAAACUCUCAGUAGCGACGCGUGCAGCACCAUUCAGAAAAUCCUUGACUGCUACUACAAUUCUGAGGCAAUCUCGCCCGAAAUGGCCCACGGAUUUCAGCAACAGGUGCAGACGGUCUCUCCCAACUUGGCGCGGUAUGAUGAUGUUUGGAGCUCAAAGGCCAAGACUGAACAGUAUCUGGAAAACCUUCUCAAGGGCGGGCAAAAUGGCGCUUCUGUGUCUCCAGAAGAAACUCCGAAGCAGCAGAAGAAAAGCUGGACGGGUUGUCUUGACGAUUACGAGCAGGACCUCGCCCCAGAAGGAGAGUACAGCGGGAUGGCAAUCAUAUAUGGUCAGCCUGAGAUAUACGGAAAGUCCAGGCCAUCGAGUUUGUCGAGUGAUGACCGACCACUGCCUCCACCCAAAGAUUGGGAUUACUCAUCCAGGGCCCCUACGUCACUAAACUCACAGAACAACACAGCGCCGGCAACACCUUUGGAGCCUAUUUCACGACUGACAAGUCCUUUCCAACCCCAUUUGCCGGAGCUGGCAGCCACCGGCGAAGGUCUUGGAUUGUCCGUGCAAUCUGACGUCCCCCGCAGCGACCCUUCCACUCGUACACAAGAUGACGCCCCAGAAAUUCCGCCUUUGGCACAACUCGUCAACGAACCGGAUGCAACAUCCGGUUUAAUGAAUUCUCCGCCCUCGCCGAGUGUCUACAGCCGCAACCCUGCUUCCAGCGCAUUCCCCUCUGCACCUUCACGUGCCGGUACCAUUCGUUCGAGAUCUUCUAGAGAAGGUGCAGGAAUGAGCCAUAGCAUGAGCCGCAGCGCUAGUCGAAGCGCCACUCCCCAUCAUUCAGCAUCUCAAUCGAUCGGUUCCAAGUCACAAGAGGGGCUACCUCAGGAGACGGAAGAACUUGAUGAGCAGACACUGAAGCGCCUCACCAAGCGGAGACAUAUCGUCAAAGAAUUACUCGAAACCGAACUUUCAUAUUUCCAAGACAUGAAGGUCGUCGAGGAUAUCUAUAAGGCCACCUCCGUUUCCAUUGAGGCGGUUACCGAUGAGGACCGAAAGUUGCUUUUUGGCAACAGCGGCGACAUUGUUGCAUUCUCGUUGAGCUUCAUUGACUCCCUCAAGCCUGCCGCUGAGGGUAUAUUCCGCCUCAAGGACACUGGUCGUUGGAGUUCCCGGACCCAUCGGAAUAGUAUAUCCACAACUCACAGCGCUGCGCCUGGUGACAGCAUGCAGGAACCACCUAGCGAUCGAUCUGACAGAACUACCAAAAUUGGUGCAGCUUUUCUCGAGCAACUUCCUAACAUGGAACGGGUAUAUAGCGUUUACGUCCAGAACCACGAGGCGGCUAACAAACGCUUGGUGGAGAUCCAGCAGAACAAGCAAGUUCAGGUGUGGCUCAAGGAGUGCCACAACUACGCCGGCGACAUCACGACCGCCUGGAACCUUGAUGCACUGAUCGUUAAGCCAACUCAACGCUUUCUCAAGUAUAGCAUGCUUUUGGAUCAGAUGAUUGGCUGCACUCCGGACGACCACCCUGAUCGCAGCAACCUCAGCGCAGCUUCCGAGGGUAUCAAGGCUCUUGCCGCCCGCAUUGACGAGGCCAAGGGCCGGAAAGAGCUAGUUGAGAAGAUCGUUACGCGUAAGCGGAAAGAAUCUGACGGUCUUCUUCCUUCCGGACUUAGCAAGGCCUUCGCGCGUCGUGGCGAGAAACUGAAGCAAGUUGCCGGACUGUCUGAACAGGUCGAAGACUCUGAGUACGACGCAAUCUCUCAAAAAUUCGGCGGUCACUUCUUCCAGCUGCAGAUCGUCAUGCGCGAUGUGGAGAAGUAUCUAGAUGACGUCCACAAAAUGGUGGAACAGAACUCUAACCUCGCACGUGAAUUUGUCGAAUGGGCUUCCAACGUCGACCCAGAUUCUCCGCCAGAGAUCACUAGCAAGUGGCUCAGGUAUAGCCUGACGUUGAAGGAGAUGACGGCGACCUGUCUGACAGAACAUAAGACACAAGUUCGUAAAACUGUCAUUCAGCCAAUCAUGGCCCUUUGGGAGUUACACGGCAAGCCACAGAAGCUCAUGCAGAAGCGGAAGAAGCGUCUUCCUGAAUAUGCUCGCUACAAGCUCGCAAAGGAGAACGGUACCAAGCCAGACAAGAAACUCGAAGAAACUGGCCAAGAAUUCAUUGCCAUCAAUGAGGUCCUGAAGGAUGAACUGCCGAAACUAUAUGGCAAAACAAAAAUUCUGAUCGAAGCAUGCCAGAAAAAUCUUAUCCACUCGCAGCGUGUCUGGUAUGAGAGCUGGCACAAGAAAUUCCAGCAUACUAUUGAGGAGGUCCAAAAGGACAGACGACUGCGUGACGGUCAUUCGGACAUUGUGGACAUGUUCAACAGCGACUUCAGGCACGUUCUCAUGGAAAUGGAUAGGAUCGGAUCCGCUCUGCGCAAUGUCAAGGACAUGGCCGCUUUCUCUCCAGCCACGACUUUCAUCAUGGACGACAGUUCUAUGAAGCGACCGGGAACUUUUGCGAGCUCCAAACGGUCUCAGUCUAUCCACAGCGACCAGUCCGCGGUAAUCAGCUCGCCCGAGAUGAGCCAGAGUCAACGCACCAGCGGCAAUUACACUCAUCUGCCUGAGCUUGCCAGCACGCCGCUGAUAAUGGACACGGUGCCGCCGCUUUCACCGGGCCACCCGUCUCCUAAUGGCAUGGGACGCAUGCGUGCAGGUUCAAAUCUGUCAAGCCGCGGUCCUACCACUCCUCAGUCGGUUGCUAAUCAAGGUCCUGGUGCGAGUUAUUUCCCUCAGCGACCAUCCACUUCUGCCGGCCGGGGUAUCGAGUCGGCGGCUGCUUCCAUGACACGUCUGAGCCUCGACAACUACAAUGAGCACGGUCGCCAAUCAGGACAGUCAUCGUUCACUGCACAAUCGAACCAAACGCGGACAUCAUCAAUAUUCAAUUCCGCUAUGCCGAUGAAUAUGGCUGAGUCACCUACGGACACUCGCGAUCAGCGCGAUGAUACCUCUUCUGAGACUGACGAAAAAGAGAGCGAGGUGCUGUUCCUGGCAGCUAGCCUUUUUGAGUUCAACAUUGCCCAUGACCGCCGAGAGGCUGGAUUCCCAUAUUUGGUUUAUGUACCAGGAGAGAUAUUCGAUGUCAUCGGCCAGAAGGGCGAACUCUGGCUUGCGCGCAACCAAGAUGAUCCUUCGCGCACCGUCGGAUGGAUCUGGGAGAAACACUUUGCCCGGAUUCUCCAAGAAUAA
Molecule: messenger RNA, 5634 nt
Organism: Aplosporella prunicola CBS 121167
Lineage: Eukaryota; Fungi; Ascomycota; Dothideomycetes; Botryosphaeriales; Aplosporellaceae
Exons: 2
Coding region: 1-5634 (1877 amino acids)
Cellular component (GO): cytoplasm
Molecular function (GO): protein binding; guanyl-nucleotide exchange factor activity
Source: RefSeq, a predicted model, not a curated record